Maylandia zebra (zebra mbuna) is the source of this 2253-nucleotide messenger RNA. RefSeq names its product RAB30, member RAS oncogene family (gene rab30). NCBI's taxonomy places the organism in Eukaryota, Metazoa, Chordata, Actinopteri, Cichliformes, Cichlidae. Gene Ontology annotation, molecular function: GTP binding; GTPase activity. Gene Ontology annotation, biological process: Rab protein signal transduction. The record is from RefSeq and is a predicted model, not a curated record.
GAGGGCAGCCCCCCCCCUCCCUCAUCGUCUCUCUAUCAGACGGGCUGUGCUGAGCUCCUGAGGAUACACAGCCCUGCCCAGCAGCGGCUUUGCCCAUUUGAAGAGGUGACCUAUGCAUGCCAAGUAGUUCUAAGUCCGGGGAUAUCCCCGUGUUUUUGUUUAGUAUGAGCAUGGAAGAUUAUGACUACCUGUUCAAAAUAGUUCUGAUAGGAAAUGCUGGAGUUGGGAAGACAUGUCUCGUCCGGCGCUUUACUCAGGGCCUUUUCCCACCUGGACAAGGGGCUACUAUUGGAGUAGAUUUCAUGAUUAAGACUGUGGAAAUCAAAGGGGAGAAGGUCAAGCUACAAAUAUGGGACACAGCUGGACAGGAGAGAUUUCGCUCCAUUACUCAGAGUUAUUACCGUAGUGCCAACGCCCUCAUUCUUACGUAUGACAUUACCUGUGAGGACUCCUUCAGGUGCCUUCCAGAGUGGCUGAGGGAGAUCGAGCAGUAUGCCAACAACCAAGUGGUGACUAUAUUAGUCGGUAAUAAAAUAGAUCUGGCAGAGAAGAGAGAGGUCCUCAGGCAGAGGGCUGAAGACUUUGCCGAGGCUCAGAGCAUGCUGUACCUGGAGACGUCAGCCAAAGAGUCUGACAACGUUGAGAAACUUUUUCUCGACCUGGCCUGCGAGCUCAUUCGAGAGGCGAAGCAGAACAAGCUGGAUAACAGUGACACUGCCCCGAUGCCUGGAGAGGGUAAAACCAUCAGUUACUUGAGCUGCUGCAACAUAAAUUAGAGAAAGCUCAGCCAUGGGGCCGUUUUAACAGAGUAGCCAUUGACUGUAGAGGUUAGAUGACUGAUCCCCAAUGCCUCCGUCCCACUAAGAUGGCAUAAAGCCACAUCUUAGUCUGGUCAUUUCUAGUCCCAUGCCUUUUUUAAGCUGUACAAUGGAAUUUAUUACCUUAGUUUGGUCUUCCAGGACCGAGCAUUUUAAGAUGCUGCCAUUAUGGAGAACGUUUUUCCUCAGUGCAACAGGAUGUAAAGUGUUUCCCUGAUACAGCCGAGAAUCUGAGUAAAGUUCAGUUUUAUGAUCCUCACGGUGAAAUGGCAGGAUUGUUGUUUUGGUUUUUUUUUCCUUUUGGGAUUUUAGAAUCCAUUUUCAUCAAAUCAGUUUUCACCAGCAGUAUUAAAAUGAGUGAAAAGCUUUGCCAGGUAUUUUGUUACAAAUCCCACAUAGUUUACAAAAGAAUAAUGAAUCAUUGGAGGUGAUAGGUUAAUGGUAACAAUGUGUUUACAUACAGUACAUCUCAUCGAUUAACAGGUUUGAUUAAAUUGUAAACAAAAACGUUGCAAAAAUGACCCUAAAAUCUGUUGCACAAUCGUUUAUUGUCCACUGCAGUUUCUUCUGCUCUGAGAUUUGUGUACAAUUUGUGUAACUUUUAUAAUUUUACUCCUGAAUCAUUGUUUGCACCUGUUGUUACAUACUGUGAAAUAUUAGUUCCCAAUAUAUGAUUUUACCUGCUGCUAAAAUGUGUUUGUCAAAUAAAAUAAACUGAAAAACACGUAUAAAUGCUACAGUAUUCUGUGACGCCAUUAUUAUUAUUAUUAUUAUUAUUAUUAUUAUUAUUUUAGUAUACUUGCAGUGCUUGUGAUUAGUCCGUUUAUUUAGUAUGACGCAAUUGGAAAGGCCAUCAUCAGCAGACUUUGUCAGCCGUUUAUUUAAAUUAGAUUUUUUUUUUUUUUUGGUCAUGUUUUUCUUACCCAUAGGCGUAAAUAUUUCUGCCUCUGUUGUUGCUGCCUAGCCAUGAAAUUAUUUGAAGGGUUAUGUUAAUGUAGUUUUGUAUUACGUGUUGUAUUUCAUAUGCUUUUAUUGUAAAAUUUUCUCAAUUGUUCAGCAUGGUUAACCAUUUUUUUUGUAGUGUUUAAAUUUAUCUUUCCUAUAUUUGCCAUAACUGUAAAGUACUGUAUUGCACAAUGCCAUAUACUGCACACUUAUUUUUAUUAUAACAUGUUGUCUUUUAUUGUACAGUAGUACAAUUUAGCACUUUGCUUUUAUAAUUUUGUAUUUUUCCAUAAUCCCUUUGUAAAACUAGCGAGCAUUUUGUUUUGCCUUUAACAGCAGUUGCUUAUAACUAAUCCCUUGCAUCUUCCUGUGAAGUCUCUAUGGGAAAUACAAAGGAAACACCAUUGGGAUGUUGUGCUUCUUUUCCUUUAUGUGUACAAAAUGAUCCCUGGAAUAUUCUGUAUAACAUUAAACCUCUAAAUACUCUUAA